CUCGUACAGCGACAGCCUGUAAUUCGCCUAAUAUACCGUCCGUUCCUGUUUGUGGUAUACUCCAUGUCUCCCCCUCCCACCCGUGCACGCCAAUCUUCUGAAUCUGAACCGAGCAGUGCUAACAAACGGGCACGCAUCACUCGACAUGCUUGCGAGCGAUGCAGGGCAGGCAAAAAGAAAUGUGACGGUCAGCUUCCUUGCUCGGCCUGUACACUGUCCAAAAAAGAAUGCAUUUUUUCAGCCCAAAGACGAAGACUUAGGAUCCCGGUUCCUAAUCUCAUCGAUAACCCUACUAAUUCUUCCACACCUUCUCGCCAUAUUCGUGAUCAAGGACAGUAUCAAUCUCCUAUAAUGUUCCCCUCAAUUGCCAGUUCUUCCGAAAGCUAUGAGCGACAGUCACGAUACAAUUCGCCUUCACGACAGCACACCGCGGGACAUGAUGGCUCACAUACCAACGAUAUGUCUAUGGGCAUAGCGGUCGAGGUUGAAGGAGCGUCGGAGGUUCGUGCCCGCGACCACGAUCGAGAAGAUGGACGCGAGGACAGACAAGGUCACGAAGUACACAGCCAAAAUCAUGAACAUACGCUAGCCCGUAUAGCACACGUUAUGGCGAAUGGGACUGUUUCCAGAUAUCCGUCUCCAGGUUUAACAAUACUUUCUCCUGCAGAUGGCAGGCCGAUUGUGGCUAGGGAAACAGAUAUCUCGGCCAAGGGUGAUUUGCUUGACAGGCUUCAUCGCCACCUCACAGUGGUGUUUUCUUUACGAUCUUUCCCCAAAGGCCAUUUAGGCGAAGAAUUGAAAGAUGAGAAUGACAACAAAACAAGGGGGGCAGGCGAACUAUUCUUUCUCCCCUCUUGCGAGGACGGCAAAGCAUACAUAAGAUGCUACUUUGAACACGCAACUUCAACGUACAGAUAUUUAGAUCGACGGAAUAUCGAGCAACUGACAGAUGACUUUUACGCAUCGAAUGGGUCCCUGUCCCAGAAGGACGAUGUGGUGCUCCUACUGCUGCUGAUGGCUAUUGGAUGUCUGUGGACUCCUUCAUGGACUGGGGCAGACCCACAAAUGAUGACCCAAAAAGCUCUUCAAUUACUCCGAGCCGCUCAGCGGCAACUGGAGACUUUAUCCCUAUCCCAGCCCCGAUUACGAAUGGUACAAGUUCAUAUUGCACUAUGUCAUCUCUAUCUCGGAAUGUCCCAUUUUCGCUCAGCCUGGCUUGCCUUUGGUACCGCCGCUCGACUUAGUCAGCUUCUCAGGUUACAUCGCAAGAGCCCCGAUGGUACUCCCCAAGAAUUGGAUGAACCGCGUCGACAGGCGUUUUGGAGCGGCUACAUGAUGGAUAGAUAUUUGUCGCUAGUACUUGGAUGUCCGGUGAUUUACGAUGAGAGGGACAUAACACAACGCUUUCCCAGCUAUCCGGACAGCGGAGACCAUUCGGUUGAUACGCAGGAUGAGGCCCAACGUUUGGCUGGAUCAAUAGCACAUAUCAAACUGUCGCAAAUUUUGGGCCAUGCUCUCCGAAAACUCCAAUCACCAGGUGAACUAUCAGAUCUGGAACGUUCCCUAGCCGUACAGUCUCUGAAUCAAGAACUCGACCGCUGGUUAGCUGAAACACCUCGCUUUUUCCACCCCGAUGGGCCUGAUACAUACGACCUCGGUCCAUUUGCUAGCGUACCGCCAUUCUUCCAACGCCAGCAACAGAUUGUACGCUCAGCGUAUCACUUUAUUAAUCUUUUUAUCCAUCGCUCUUUCCUACUCGAUCAAUUCAUCAACCGUAUCCCCGCCAGUCAACCCCUCCCACCUCUUACUGUCAUGUCGCCGGAGGUUACCGUAUGCGUCGAGUCAGCAAUCAGUAUUGCCAAAUCCGUCUCGAAAAUGAGGGACAGUCCAGGUGCCAAAGGAACGUUCUGGAAUUCUGCAUACUUUUGCUUUGCAAGUCUCACGGUGCUUUUAGUCUAUCUAAUGGUAUACGAAGAUGCCCCAAGACGGGCAGAAAUCGAGAGUAUGAUUGAAGCGGCGAUGGAAGGGCAUAUUCAACUUACUGGGUCAACGAGGAGGGAACGCGAACAAAUCCUUGAAGAAUCAAAACGUAUAUCAGAACUACUCCGCCGCCGCCAAGAAGAACCUGAGGCAGCUGGCUCUAAAUCUCAAUACAUACCGCCGCCGUGGCCAGGGAUGGAGGAUCCUUUCCUUGGGAGUGCGCCUAAUUGGGAUCCCCUAUGGCAGAAUACUCUUGACAUGCUUGGCUUGGACACAAGUAUGGGCUUGGGUUUGCCAUUGGGAAUGGGCAUGAUUGAGGAGGGAGGAGUCAAUGCGGCUACAAGUUCUGGUGCUUUUGGAUUUUUAUGAAGGAUUUUAUGACUUUAUAAUACACUAUAAUACAUUUAUAUAAAUUGCAUGUA
Messenger RNA from Cryptococcus deneoformans JEC21, 2402 nucleotides. RefSeq lists its product as hypothetical. The coding region runs from base 64 to 2349 and encodes 761 amino acids. The transcript is spliced from 14 exons. The record is from RefSeq and is a predicted model, not a curated record. Lineage: Eukaryota; Fungi; Basidiomycota; Tremellomycetes; Tremellales; Cryptococcaceae. Gene Ontology annotation, molecular function: DNA-binding transcription factor activity, RNA polymerase II-specific; zinc ion binding; sequence-specific DNA binding. Gene Ontology annotation, biological process: positive regulation of transcription by RNA polymerase II; DNA-templated transcription. Gene Ontology annotation, cellular component: nucleus.